Corythoichthys intestinalis (scribbled pipefish) is the source of this 1651-nucleotide messenger RNA. Its product is annotated as flavin reductase (NADPH)-like. NCBI's taxonomy places the organism in Eukaryota, Metazoa, Chordata, Actinopteri, Syngnathiformes, Syngnathidae. The record is from RefSeq and is a predicted model, not a curated record. The transcript is spliced from 6 exons. Bases 256 to 978 code for a protein of 240 amino acids.
GUGAUUGUGUAUGCGGAAGUGAGAAGUGUUUGGUAACAAAUCAAAUUCAGUCAUAAAACGCGACCUUUUAUCCUAGUGCAAUUGUAUACUUAAAUAUAGAUGAAUGAUUGUUAGGGUGUGCGUUUAGUUGUGCUGUUUGCUUGUGAGGAGGACGAGUAACUUCCACAUGGAAGCCCAUUUUAAACAAAACUCAAAACAACACAAUUGGAAUCUUACAGACACUAAUCAAUGGAGAUGUAAUCCAUUUGCUCAGAAAUGGAGCGUUCUUCGCCUUUGGCAAAUUCAGCACCAAUUCCUAGACUUUGGAACAAUGUUAGCAUGAAGAUCGCCGUGCUGGGGGCCAGCGGCCAGACGGGUCAGUUUGUGGUCAAGCAAGCGCUACAGCAGGGUCACAUCGUCACCGCUGUCGUCCGGAACCUGGACAUGCUCACCGUACGUCAUGACAACCUUCAGGUGGUGAAAGCUGACAUCUUCUCAAUGGACAGCCUGAAGACUCACUUCAAAGGGACGGAUGUGGUAGUCUCCUGUUUAGGUUUCUCUACCUCCUUCUUCUCCAGCGUGACUGGGUACACUGACUCCAUGCGGGCAAUGAUCGGAGCCAUGCGAGAGGCGCGUGUCAACAAGGUCAUCACAAUGACGUCAUGGUACACUGACCCCAACUCUGGCACGCAGUCGCCGUACCUGAUCCGCUUCUUGCUGCUGCCCCUGAUCCGCAGCGUGCUCAGCAACAUGUGGGAAAUGGAGCAGUACCUCCGGCAGGUGGAUGACAUCAACUGGACUGUGGUGCGUCCGCCCGGUCUCAAGAACUUGCCUUCCUCAGCCCUGGAGUUCCUGACGCACGAGGGCUACUUCGUACCCGACGAUGGCGGGCGUCCGGCGGGCAGUGCCAUGGGAAGAGGCGACGUCGCUCGCUUCAUGCUGUCGCUCCUCAACAGCAACGCUUGGGUGAAGAAGGGAGUGGCCAUCACCACCAAGUGACAAGCAGACACUAAUACAGCCUAGUGCAUUACACUCACUGGGCGUUAUAGCCUAUACAUAAAAUCUAACUUUUUUUUUUUCACCAUAAAAUGUCAGUGACAAUUUUUCCCAAGAGCUCCAGACAUGUUUAACCCUGUAUAGGGCAGUCAUUUAAGUCAUUGGCUACCAUUGCUAGACGUCCAGUCCAUAUUGACUGAGAGGGGUGUUUAUAUACACAUAGUGACAUUAUAUAUUCCGGUACACAAAAAAAAAAAAAUGUUAAAAAUGGGGCGGGGGGGUGACACUAUUUUCCGGAUUUUCACUUCACGCAGUUGGUUCUGGUCCCCAUUAACAGCAAUAAUUGAGGGAUCACUGUAUUUCUAUGUUCAUUUAUUUAUUUUAGUGCUCCAGCAAAUGAUUAUUUCUUUUUAUUCUUUUUAUCGAAGUAUUUUUCCCCUAUUGCUAAAUAAAUGGUAUGGUCAUGACAAAUAACAGUCUUGUGCUAAAUGCAGUAUGAAAUAUUAACAAUGCAUUUAUUCAGUACGACAUGGCAAAAUUACUCCAUAAUGGUCAAAACUGUCCACUUCUUGCACCUCCCAAAGUGUAUUUUAUGCCACCGGCCUUUGUCAUUGCCCUGCCCGCCCCGGCUUCCGAAACGGAGGAGAGAGCAUAAACAACGGCGGGCUGGCACUGC